Molecule: messenger RNA, 2705 nt
Organism: Ciona intestinalis (vase tunicate)
Lineage: Eukaryota; Metazoa; Chordata; Ascidiacea; Phlebobranchia; Cionidae
Source: RefSeq, a predicted model, not a curated record
UAGAAAUAUUUAAUAUCAAUAGGCAGGAUGCCUGAUACUGACUUGUUGGUGCCACUGCUGCCUUGUGUGAGGGUUCCAGGGUUGGGAGACAAUGUUUAUAAAGAAGAAUGCUGCUUCUCAUUUGAUACACCGAAAUCUGAUGAUGGUUUAUACAUCUGUUUGAGCACUUUUCUUGGUUUCAAUCGCAAAUAUGUUGAGUUAUUCCAUGAAACUACUGGCCAUAAACUUUUUCUUCACAUGAAGCAAAUAAAAAAGAUUUUGCCAAAGUCAGAAGAAGCAUCUCCAGUCGAAAAAAAGAAACCAAAACGACUUGCUAUUGGUAUAGAAGGUGGUUUUGAUGCAGCUAAUGGUGAAAAGAUUGAAUAUGAAGAUGUCAAUGAACUUGUUAUUCUACCCGAGUUUAAAGUUAUUGGUUUAGAUAACAUAGAGGAAAUCCCAUCAGUGGUGCUUGCCAGUGUCAGUGGGAUUCUUGCUUCAACUUCUGCAUCGAAAAAAGAAGAAGAAUUAUCGUGGGAUGGAGAAAUAAGACCUGUGUCAAAACAUGCAGAGAACCUACAACAACUCGAUAACGGGGUAAAGAUUCCCCCUAGUGGCUGGAAAUGUUGCAAGUGUGAUUUAACAUCGAACUUGUGGUUGAAUUUAACUGAUGGAAAAAUUUUGUGCGGUCGACGUUACUUUGAUGGAACAGGAGGAAAUAAUCACGCUGUGGAUCAUUUCAAAGAAACUAAAUAUCCACUUGCCGUGAAGCUUGGGACCAUCACUGCUUUUGGUGCAGACGUUCACUCAUAUGAUGAAGACACCAUGGUAGAAGAUCCUCAUCUUGCUAAACAUCUUUCACAUUUUGGAAUCAACAUGAUGAAUAUGCAGAAGACAGAACAAACUAUGACGGAACUAGAAAUUGAAUUGAAUGAAAAAGUUGGGAACGAAUGGGAUCUCAUACAAGAGUCAGGAAAAAAUCUAAAACAACUCCAAGGUCCUGGUUUGGUAGGUUUGAACAACAUGGGGAACACGUGUUAUAUGAACUCUGUUAUACAAGUCCUAUAUAGCAUACCAGAGUUUAUGGAGAGGUAUACCACAGAAGAUAGGUGCAGAGAUUUGUUCAAGAGAAAGUUGUCAACACUGGCUAACCUACAUUCUAAUGGUUGGUCUGCUGCAAAGGCUUCAAAUGAAAUCCAGAAUCGAGUUUUAGAAUCCUCGGGUGACUUCUCGAUACAAUUAUGCAAAUUAGGUCUUGCACUUACUUCACCAGACAUGUUGAAACAUCAAGAUUCAACAAAACAGGAAGUGACCUCGUGCUCUGUGACCCCACGAACCAUGAAAAGGAUUGUGGGUAGGGGUCACCCAGAGUUUUCCACCAACAGACAGCAAGAUACGCAUGAGUUUUUACUUCAUGUUCUCUCAGUAAUCGAGCGUUCCGAACAUAAAAACGGAUCAGUUUCUCCAGGAGAGGUGUUCAGGUUUAUGGUGGAAGACAGGAUUGAGUGUCAAGCAAGCAAACAGGUUCGUUACACCAAACGUAGCGAUUAUGCUCUUGCUCUACCAAUACCCCUUGAAGCUGCUGCUAAUAAAGCUGCUGUAGGUGAAUACCAAGCAGUGGUUGAAGCAAACAAGAAAGAUGUUUCAGUUAAAGUGGGCGAGGUGGUUCGUCUUUCUAUACCAUACACAGCUUGCAUUGAAGCGUUCGCACACGAUGAACUUAUCCAAGAUUUUUGGAGCUCAGCAGUAAAGGAAAAAGCAGAAGCAAAGAAACGAACUCGAUUCGUGACGUUUCCUGAUUAUCUCGUUGUUCAAAUGAAGAAGUUUACAGUUGGGGAAGAUUGGGUGCCAAAGAAAUUAGAUGUCAGUGUUGAGAUGCCGGACAUUUUAAACUUAAACGACCUCCGAGGUGGGGGGUUGCAGAAAGACGAGACGCUUCUCCCCGAUAUUGAGCCCCCUUCAGCCCCCCCUAGUGAGCCGUUAAUCGAGAUUGACGAGGAAGCCGUGAUCGCGAUCAGCCAGAUGGGAUUUCCCCUAGCCCGAUGCCGUGAGGCGCUGGUUGCCACGGGUAACAUGGGUGUGGAAGCCGCAGUUAUGUGGUUGAUGGAAAACAAUACGCCAGAGCCAGCAGGUGCAGCAGCAGCACAACCUAGUGGAGCAAGUGACGGGAACGUAGCUUCGAUUGUUGCAAUGGGGUUUACCGAAGGUCAAGCUAAGAAGGCUCUUCACGCUACAGGCAAUAACCUUGAAAGAGCAGCUGAUUGGAUAUUUUCACAUCUCGACGAAUUAGAUUCAAUUGAGGUGGACACUCCCCUUGAACCAGCCAAUCAGGUGGCAGCUGGUGACACACCCAUGGAUACAAGCGCCAACCAUUUAAAAGAUGGUUCAGGAAAUUACGAAUUGUUUGCAUUUAUUAGUCAUAUGGGAAGUUCUACCAUGUGUGGACAUUAUGUGUGUCAUAUUAAAAAGGAUGGGAGGUGGGUGAUAUUUAAUGAUGAAAAAGUAGCUGAAUCGGAGCAACCACCGAAAGAUCUUGGGUAUAUCUAUUUCUACAAGCGAGCGUGAGAUUUCUAUGUCAAUAUUUCAAUCUACUGUGUCCCCUGCUACAUAAACAUCAUAUAUCUCAACUCUAAGAUAUCUAUGGUGCAAUGCUCCAUGCAUGUUGUGUUUAUGGUUCACCCAUGUUAGGGCUGAAGCAUGAAAUUAAAAUAAAGUUCAAAUUUAUCUCA